AUGUCAGAAAACCAAACGGGAUCGUCUACUCUGGAACUUCUAGCGCAAUAUAAUGAUCAUAGGUCUCAGAAAGAUAAGGAAAUAGAGUACAUUGAAAGAAGAACGGGUUCCACAAAUGAUGACAAGCCUUCUUAUGACGAAUUAUUUAAAGAAAACGUCAAACUAAAAUUGUUACUGGAAGAUUACGAAAAUGAAAUCGAUGGUUUAAAAAGGACCAUUUCAAAUUUAAGAAAUAAACGAUUAUCCACUGUUUCCAGUAUUGAUAAAGACGUUACUUCCGAUGUUGUGCUGGAUCAAACAUCUAUCACGUCAAGAGAUUCAAAAGUCACAAAAAAAGAUUUGGUUUUACCUCCAAGGUCAACAGAUAGGAGAAGCAAGUCCAAGAAUUUAACUAUACCAAUACCUCCCUCACAAAAUACUGUCCAGGUUGAUGAGGCACCUAUUAGUAGUAAUAAUAAUUCUGCAUUUUUAGCCAGUAGGCAGCCUUCCAAUGCUACUACUCACCUAAUGGAAACUUUAUCAAGUAGGACAACUUCCGAUUCUGGAAGCUAUUACACAACUACAGAAGAUUCCGCUUUCACGAAACAACAAGUUAAUACCCCUAGACAUGUCUCUAAUGCCUCCACUAAAUCAACUAAAUCUGCCCAUAGUGGGAGUACAAAUCAUACUAUGGCAAGAAUACUAGCGAGUCCAGCAAUAUCCAAUAAUAAAAAAGACAAUAUGGCAAGUCCAGCUACAUCAGUAACCUAUACAACUUCUAGAAUCACCAUUAAAUCACCAAAUAGAUCGAACGCGACACCUUUUCAAGAACGAGUGACAUCUCCUCAGCAUUCAAACAGAAUGGCCUCGGUUAUCAAUAAUCAUAUCCAUUCUCCAAUGAAACAAGAAAUGGGGAUAUCUGAUGAUAUACCUGAUUUUACUAAUCCACCAAAUCAUCUAGACAUGGAAUUAGAGCAUUCAGGUAAUAUGAAUCCUUAUAAUUCACAUAAUAAUCAUAUUGGGUUGAAAUCUCCAUCAAAAAUGUCUUCAAAUGGUAAUAGUGCAAUAGAUAGUCCAUUGGCUCACUUAAAUAGAAGAGCAUCUAUUGGAGAUAAGAAUAGGAACGUAGCUAGGAAAGAUAUGGAUUUUUCACCAGGGUCAAAGGAAAAAUUAACAAAUUUCUCACAAUUACUAGAUAAUUCCUUCGGUGAAGAAGAAGAAGAAGAAGAGAAUGAAGAGGACGAAGAGAUUAUCCAAAGGAAACCAAUAAAUAAUGGGCCACCUGAAGAGGUAUCUUUUUCUCCUCAUUCUUUGACCUCUGCAUUUCUUCCUAACCCACCUGUUAAUAUAUCUACCCCAACUUCGAACCAGCUUGGCUCUCCUGUCAUACUCAAUAGAAAUAUGAACCAACCGUCAGCUGAACCUGUGCAAGAAUCUGUUCAUACUCAAUCGCCUGCUCCAACUUCAUUGAUGAAAAAUAAUGUGGUAAAUGAGAUUUUGACAGAUUUGCAUCUAAGAGGGAAAGACUCAAAAGAAACUCUUACAUCCCCUAAUACAGAAUAUACCUCCGAACAAUCACCAUUGCUAACUAAACAAAGAUCUGCUGACUUAGCAAAGACAUCAAAUCCGGAAACCCUCAACAACCUGGUUUCUGAUAUCCCACUGUUCGUACAGCCUUCUGAAUUAUCUACAGUUAAUAUUGAAGUGGUGAGCACUUUGUAUAAUGAAAAUACUCAGUUACAUGAUUUAUCCAAUCCGGAAGAAAAUUUCAUUCUUUUCAGCAUAAUAGACAAGAAUUCUAAUAAGGAAAUGUUUAAAUUUUCCAAGACCUUACAAAGAGUGAAAGAACUAGAUGUCUAUUUGAAAUCACAUUCUAAUAGUAAUAAUAGAAGCACAAUGCCCACUAUACCUGAUAAGCACAUGUUCAACUCAAAUUUGCCGAUAAAGAUUGAUCAAAGAAGGGAGAUCUUAAAUAGUUAUUUCGAAAGCAUAUUCAACUCUAUCAAUAAUUUUCCGCCAAAUAUUGUCUUGAAGAUUGCACAAUUCAUUAGUACUGAUACAGUUAUGAAUCCAAUUGAUGUUGAUGAUACUGUAAAGGAGGGCCACUUGCUAAUUAGGAAGCCAAAAACUUUAUCUAAUGCAAACAGUUGGAAAAUUAGGCACGCCAUAUUGACAGAAGAUUCAUUACAAUUUUAUAACAAAGGACAAUUAUUUGAAACUAUUAAAUUAAAGCAAGCCACUAUGGAGCUUUUACCAAACUUACCAGAUGAUAGACAUGGAACCAAGAAUGGAUUCCUCAUUAAUGAACAUAAGAAGAGCGGGUUAUCUUCUAAUACAAAGUAUUUUCUGUGUACAGAAACUCCGAGAGAAAGGGAAGUGUGGAUUGGGGCCAUUAGUCAGUUUUUAGAUAAAUCGUAUUCUAUCAAUGUUGGAGAGAAACGAUUAUCUACUGCUUCAAUCGACCAAACUUACGUAACUGAUUUAACUUUGGAUACAAAUUCGAGUUCAAAUGAUCCUAGUGUAAAUGAUAGCCAACAAUCCUCACCUUACGACCAACCUGCUGAAGCCUUGGAUGACGAUAAAGAAACAAAGCGAAACAAAAUGAGAAGUUUAUUUCCAUUCAAAAAAUUAACGACAGCAAAUGCGACCUCUAAUAAUACUUUAACUAUUCCAAACAAUAAUAUUGACUUGGAGACUGUAACAUCCAAUGAUUCGAGUAAAAGAUCACCCAAUCGACCUUUUGGACCAGGUGUGGAUUUAACAAAAUCGUUCCCAGCAUACAAUGUACCUAUAACGACUGCACCUAAUACAAGAUCUACUCCAUAUUCUGCAUCCUUAGUAUUUGGUUCAUCGAUCGAAGAUGCUGUCAAGUUAAGUUCACAUACAUAUCAAGGGAAGUAUCAAAUUCCAAGUGUUGUGUAUCGAUGUCUGGAAUAUCUAUAUAAAAAUCAUGGGAUCAGAGAAGAAGGUAUAUUUAGAUUAAGCGGGUCUAGCACAUUGAUAAAGACAUUAGAGGAAAGUUUUAAUGAGAACCACGAUGUUGACUUGUGUCAUUAUAAUAAGAACAUUGCUGAUCCAAACGGACCUGAAGUAUCUACCCUGAUUAGCGUUAACACUGUAAGCGGUCUAUUGAAAUUAUAUCUAAGAAAAUUACCUCAUAUGAUAUUUGGUGAUGACCAAUUCGUUUCGAUAAAAAAAAUAAUAGACAAUAAUCAUGACAAUCCUGUAAGUGCUGCGUUGGAAAUAAGGGAACUGGUCUCAAAUGGAGGAAUACCAAGAUUGAACUUUUCAUUGAUGUAUGCUUUAUUUGAACUUUUGUUGAGAAUUAAUGAUAAUAGUAAAGUCAAUAAAAUGAAUCUGAGAAAUCUGUGCAUUGUUUUUUCGCCAACUCUAAACAUUCCUAUUACAAUGUUACAGCCAUUUAUCGUUGAUUUUGCAUGCAUUUUCCAAGGAGCAGAUCCUGUUCCUGAAAGCAAAAGAGAAAAACUAGAUAUCCAUAUUCCUCAUGUAUAA
Messenger RNA from Naumovozyma castellii, 3492 nucleotides. RefSeq names its product GTPase-activating protein BEM3 (gene BEM3). The transcript has a single exon. Bases 1 to 3492 code for a protein of 1163 amino acids. NCBI's taxonomy places the organism in Eukaryota, Fungi, Ascomycota, Saccharomycetes, Saccharomycetales, Saccharomycetaceae. The record is from RefSeq and is a predicted model, not a curated record.